Molecule: messenger RNA, 903 nt
Organism: Xylaria bambusicola
Lineage: Eukaryota; Fungi; Ascomycota; Sordariomycetes; Xylariales; Xylariaceae
Product: putative nuclease S1 precursor
Exons: 4
Coding region: 1-903 (300 amino acids)
Biological process (GO): DNA catabolic process
Molecular function (GO): endonuclease activity; nucleic acid binding
Source: RefSeq, a predicted model, not a curated record
AUGAGACUGGAUCCCCGAGCCCUCUUUCUCGGCGCUUCAUUGCUGCCGGGCGCUCUCGCAUGGGGUAGUCUGGGCCACAUCACCAUCGCCUACAUCGCGAGCAACUUCGUGCAGGACCGCACGACGGCGUACUUCCAGGAGCUGCUGCGCAACGACACCGAGCACUACCUCGCCGGCGUCGCGACGUGGGCCGACAGCAUCCGCUACACGCGAUGGGGCCGCUUCAGCAAGGACUUCCACUUCAUCGACGCCAAGGACGACCCGCCGGCGUAUUGCGGCGUCGACUUCGUCCGCGACUGCAAGGCUGACGGCUGCGUCGUCAGCGCCCUCCAGAACUACACCUCGCAGCUUCUCGACGCCGAGUUGUGGCCCUGGCGUCGGAAUCAGGCCGCCAAGUUCGUAGUCCACUUCGUGGGCGACAUUCACCAGCCGCUGCACGUCGAGAAUGUCGCCCAGGGCGGCAACGGCAUCCACGUGAACUGGGAAGGACAUGAGUUCAACUUGCAUCAUGUGUGGGACUCGAGCAUUGCGGAGAAGAUGCUUGGGGGGAACAGGAGGAAAGCUUAUGAUAACGCGUUUCGAUGGGCUACGGACCUCACGGACGAGAUCAAGUCUGGGAAAUACCAGGCAGAGAGCGCGGCUUGGCUCGACGGGAUGCUCCUCGAUGAUCCUAUCGCGACGUCUAUGGUCUGGGCAAACGAAUCCAACACCUACGUCUGCUCCCACGUCUUCCCAGAGGGACCCACGGCCAUUGCAGGUCAGGAGCUUGCGGGCGAGUACUUCGAGAAAGCGGCGCCUGUCAUUGAAUUGCAGGUCGCGAAGGCAGGCUACCGCCUUGCGGCGUGGCUGGAUCUCAUCGCCGGGAGGAUGUCACGGAGCGAAGAGGAUCUGGGGGAGUUGUAA